Aureobasidium vineae is the source of this 1020-nucleotide messenger RNA. The record is from the annotation of a GenBank genome assembly. NCBI's taxonomy places the organism in Eukaryota, Fungi, Ascomycota, Dothideomycetes, Dothideales, Saccotheciaceae.
AUGCCGAUCCAAAUAUUCGCACCGUCACCAGCAGCGCCUGCCGUCGCCCGGUCGCGCGACGAUUCGGACGACGAAAUGGACCUCGACACGUCCGACCACGCCGCCCGCUCAUCCACACGAUCNAAAAACAUCAUCACGCCCGGCGAAGUCAUCACCUCAGACCCGCAAUGGAUGCGCGGCCACGGUACCUACACAAACGACAAUGGAGACCUCGCUCCCAUCAUCCGCUCCACCCUCGCCGGCACAUUACAAAAGACCAACAAGCUGCUCUCGGUAGUGCCGCUGCGCGCACGCUAUACGCCAGAGAUUGGGGAUUUAGUUAUCGGUCGCAUUAUCGAGGUGCAGAGCAGGAGGUGGAAGGUCGAUGUUGCUGGUGCCUUGACGGCUGCCUUGCCGCUGAGCAGUAUCAACUUGCCUGGUGGUAUCUUGCGCAAGAGAACCAGCGUGGAUGAAUUAAACAUUCGCACCUUCUUUGAAGAGGGAGAGUUGCUGGUUGCAGAGGUGCAGAGUCUGUUCCAGGAUGGCUCUGCUUCGCUGCACACGCGUAGUUUGAAAUACGGCAAGCUGCGCAAUGGAUACUUUAUGGCUGUGAGUGGUGUUGGAGGCGGUGCUGGUGUCGUCAGAGCAAAGAGACAGAUCUUUACGCUUCAAACCUCGAGCAGAGGUGGAGAGGUCGACGUUAUCCUUGGUGUCAAUGGCUACAUCUGGAUCUCCAAGCACGUCGAGGCAGACAAGAACAAGGAUGUCAGCAUCACCAGGAUUGAAGAGCAAGUCAGCACCACCAUGUACUCGAGCCAGAACGACGACAUCAGCCCAGACACGAGGAAAGAGAUUGCCAGAGUUGCCGGAUGCAUCAGAGCACUGGCUGAAAACGGUGUCAAGGUCGAUGAAGAGAUGGUCCGCAGAGCAUACGACGCCAGUCUUGACCUCGAACAAGACGAGGGAGAAGAUGGCGCUGGCUUNCUGGGAGGAGAAAGAGGAAGACUCAUUGUCGAUAUGGCUCUGAGAGGCUCGGGAUGA